GCUCAACUCUACCCAAUGAAACUCCUCUCCCCCUGCCCCAUCUCACAUGUGAGGUGAUAGCGGCUGCACAUACUCUCAUCAGAUUUGCAGCUCAGCGCUUGCUGCAUACACUUGCUGGGUUGCAACUUUUUCUUCCUCUCCCUCUCUCCCCUCGCUCACUUCGACGGGCAGCAAUGAAGUCAGAGUGAUGUCAUAUAAGGAUGCGAGUGCCUGGCAAGGUGACAUAGGUUUUUGGUGAGUGUGGUAUUCUCCACAGCCAGCGUUGCCUAUCGAGAGAGGCGCGGAGCUGCAAAAGAUGAUCAGCACCACCACCUCAAGCUCUGUCACGCUCUCUCCUUUUUCUACUCCUCUUUCGGGCUGUCAUUUCAUGCCAGAAGACCUGACCUGCCUUCCAAAAAUAAGCCUUUGCCACCAUGCCGAAGGAAGAAAAACAAGAAGAGAGGUAUUUUUAGGCCCAUUAACUUUGACCACGUGCCCCGAAGGUAAACUGGAUGGCCAUUGCGCAAAGGUUCUUCAUCGGUAUGUGCAACGAGGCAAGCACGCACUGGACGUUGACUGCAAUUGUUCUCUUGGGGUCUCUAUUGGGGAUUGUGUCAUCAUAUCCGAUUCCAAGCAGGACUAAUGCAACUUUAUUGGAGCAAAGGUGGGAGACCCUCUUUUCCCGCUCUGUUCUGGGAAUCUCUGGGGCGAAAUCGGACAUGAACUGGGAGAGUGACUAUUUGCUGGGCAUCAAGAGAGUGCGGCGACUUUACUGCAACGUGGGCAUUGGAUUUCACCUGCAGAUCCUCCCUGACGGCAGGAUAAACGGUGUACACAAUGAGAACCAGUACAGUCUAAUAGAGAUCUCUACGGUGGAGCUAGGAGUGCUAAGUAUGUAUGGGGUGAGAAGUGAGCUGUUUGUCGCAAUGAACAGCAGAGGAAGGUUGUAUGGAACGAAAUUCUUCCGGGACGAGUGCAAGUUCAAGGAGACCUUGCUGCCAAACAACUAUAAUGCCUAUGAGUCUUCGGUUUACAAGGGCUUCUACAUCGCCCUCAGCAAACAUGGCCGCGCAAAGAGAGGCAACAAGGCCACCACCGCCAUGACUGUCACACACUUCCUCCCCCGAUUAUUAUGAUCAAAGCUGGCAAUAACUCACUAAUUUGCACAUGUGGAUGUUCUCCCAGGUAAUAUAGAAUUAUACAAUAUACAUAUACACCAUUUCAAAAGGACUGCAAAAACUACACAAGUAUUUAUUAUCUUUAUAUAUGUAUAUUUGGAUAGCUACCUUUGUAUUAGAACUUAUGUCAUUAUUUGCUGCUUAUCACGUAUCAUUAUCGAUUGAGGAGUGUAAGGCUUUGCCAGUCUUCACUUUACUGUGGUGCGUGCCGUAAUGGAAGUUCGCUUCACCCUGCCCCAGGAUCUGUGCGUUAGAGAUGUCGACGAUGAGUAUGACACGUCUUCUUUCUACUUCCCAGGAAGCUCCAAAUCAAACUCCCAUUAGACAGAUCUGCAAGUGUUAUAAUGUCAAAAUACUUUCAGCUGAGAAACUAUCGUCAUUUAAUCCCGUUACAGCCGGUAUGUACUUCCAAAAAAGGACUAAAUAAACAUUUACAAGCAACUAACAUUUUUUUCGUAUUUGGCACCUCCAAUGUAUUGAGAUGUUGUAGACUUGAGUAAAUUAAAAUAGUUGCUCAGCCAAACUCCAUAACAAACGGAUUUUGACAUUAUAACACUUGCAUAGCUGUCUAAUGGGAGUUUGAAUCUGAGCUUCCUGGGCAUUAAAGACAUCUCUAACUCACAGAUACUGGGACAGCUUCACCCUGUCUUUAGGGUGGAUGACUAAUAUCCUUAGCUUUUAGGAGUGAAAUGGAUACUUUUUAUUACCUCAAAGAACCACUUGACUGGAUAAAGAGAUGCAUGGAGUUACUGUAUGCUCAAGGUAAUACCUGUUUAGUUUAUCCUUUCUCUGAGACCUUUGAGCACUUGCUGGUUCACUCCCCUGUGUUCAAGAUUGCUAUUUUCAAGCAAAAAGGGGGAUUGAGAACGAGACUACUUAAAUGCACUUCUCUUGCUGCACGAUGUGAAGGUGCCUUGGUGUUCCCACUUGUGGCCCCCUUAAACUUGCAUGUAAGAGACACCCACUGUAGUCAGAAAUAGGGCUGACACUCCGAGGAGGGCGUCGGGGGGGGGGCAGGUUAUCUCUGGUUUAUUUUCUUUUUCUGUUAUUAGAUGGAUUAAGUAAUAUACACUCUGGUACACAGAGAGAAGACUAGAGGAGAACUCAGCCAUGAGUGUGGGGAGGUAGAGAAACUCAGUUCCCACCCACAGUAGAAGUUUAACCCCCAUGUGAGACUCCAGUCUCUCCGCAAGGUCAUUUAAACAUGGUGGGGCAGUUAUGUGUUACAGACUGGAUUCAAACCUCCUUUGUCUCAGAACUAUUUUAUUUCAUGGCUUGAAAUGAACUGAAAAAGGGACUAGCAUAAGAACACACAAUAAAACAUGUAUCUGCUCACAAACUGGGAUACUGCUGACAUACCCAAAAGCUUUAGCGUUUGGCUUUGGGUAAGUGUGUGAAAUGUAAAACUGCAAGCUUUUGUGCAUCGCCAUACAUAAACAUGUCUAUUAAGCCAAUGAAAAAUGAUGUAAAUAUUGACAAAUGUGAAACAGGAAAAAGAACCAGGAACAAGUGGCGUAGUUCAGGUUGCACAGUGACCAUCCAUGAUGGUGCCUGAUGUAUUUUAUGUUGGUGAGAAUCGUUCCCAUACAUGAUUAUUUAUUUAGUUGUUUGUUAAUGUGUUUGGUGAAAUCCCAGAUCAGUGUGCUCUGCAGCAACAUUGCCGUGGCAGAAAGUUGUUGGAAGCUGUAAUUGGAUGGUUUUAAAUGUAAUUACGGGAGGCUCAGUUCCUAGAGUCAAUGUGUAGCACCGGACUGAAGGACAGUGCAGUGCCUCAUAGUUGAUAGUGUUCUUUCCUCUGCGGCUGCUUACUUGAAAACUGAGGCUUCUCAUUCUACCCGACCCCAAGUCACCCUCUGGGAAUGUUCUCUUUGGUGGAGCCGAGGAGGAGCAGGACUAUUUUAACCUAGGAAAGACUUAUGGGAUGCGGCCUGCUGUCUCUGUUUGUUGAAUCCCCUGCAAGAAUGUGUCUUGGCCAGGAUGACUGGCUGCUCCCCAAAUACUCCCCUUUAACCAGUUCCACCCUGGUCGUCAGAUAACCCUGUGAAAACCCAUGGGGCUGGAGGGACCUUGGGAUUCCAGCAGUUACCCAGGAGCUUCCCCUCCUGCAUUAGUCGUUUUUUAGUUCACGGUCAGAGUCAUGGACCAGUGUUGACCCUGACUCUGUGUCUAGGGUGGUCUGCUAUUUGGGUCACCUCCCAUCAAAUCAAUGUUUGUCUCUAUUUGAUAGUAUUAUCGCUCUAUUUAAUGAAUUUGCAAUGAAUUUGAUGUAAAGCUAGUUGAUCGGUUUUAAAGGGACAUACAGGGCUGUGCUGGGUUGAUUCUUUAUUUAUGGAAUUCUUUAUGCACUGUUUGAAUGGUCUCCAUAGAAAGACCAUCAGUGGCCUCCAAGACUUCCAUCUUGUCCUUAAUUGCUCUUAUAAGCGUGGCUUUAAAGCUAUAGUCUGUGAUUGGUGCAUCCAUUUUUGGACAUUAAAUGUAAUGUAAUGAGGCUUUAUAGCCAUUUAUUCUUAAAGAAUAUAACUUAGAAAUGCCUCAUGACCUUGGUUAAACAGUCUUACCCCAUCAUAACCCAAAAUAUAAGCUUGGUUUAUUCCACUGUUUGUGAACAAUGUAAUUGUAAACAAAUACUGUGGAUUAAAAAUUGGUUAAAACUAUAAAAACUAGGGGCUAGGCAGCGUUUUGUUGUUCGAAUCAUAGACUGUAGCUUUAAAAAAUUAUAUAUACACCUGUCAUUGUCACUUUUCAUAUCUGAUUGCCUGGCUGAGAAUGCAUGUGUCUGAGAUCUACCGUUGUUUGAGUUAUGUCUUUAAUUUCUUUUGGUUUGAUGCGUCUGCCCUGCAUUAAUGUGAAUGCAGAUAUCAUUUUUGCUCCUCUCACACCCCUUUCCUCACACACUUGUGCGUAGCCUACAUCCGAAUACUUCCAGGGAGGGGGACCUCUGCAGACUUGAUGCAGUACUUGAGACAAAGAGCAAAGUCACUGCAAUUCUCUAUCCUCCCAGUUCUCUGUGUCUCUACAGCAGACCUUGUGGGCCAUUGUGACGUCAACCAACUAACUGCUCUUCAGGAAUCACCUGGCUCUGCCUGAGAACCAAGGCUCUCAUGCCAAAAGACUGUGGACAAGAGCUUCCAAUCCUGUCUAAAACAACCCUUCCCUUACACUUUCGCAGUCUUUACAGAGAGGUCUUGGAACGGUUAUUUAAAGAUUUUAGUGGCACAUUGGAGUAUUGCAGGGGAGUUUCAUAUUGCAGAGUAACUGUUAAAUGAUUUCCACAGUUUACAAGAGUCCGUUGAGGUUAUUUUCAGGAUUGAUGGAAGCUUUCUCUAAAGGGCAGCACCUACCUACCUGUACACUUACUGUGGUGUACGACAGGAACGUACUAGGAUGGAUUAUUAUGGACAUACAAUUAAUCUGUCACACGGUAUAGUGGCCUGGAUCAAAUCUCCUUUUCCUAACUUGUUGUAAUGAGAAUCUAUGUACUGGAAGUAAAUCCUGUUGUUUGUCUAUUGGUUAAAGAGUGAUGUCAGAGAUCAGACUAAAGACGUAUUGCCGCUGUGACUGCAUGUGGUAUUACAUGAAAACGUUCUGGGAUACUUAUUGACAUUGGUAAAAGUAAAAACGAAAAAUAAUCAGAUACAUUGUUCUGAUAAAAGUGAGGCAAAUAUGUAUUUAAUAAGUUCAAUGUGAGUUCAUUGAACAGAUAAAUCCUCAUGUCAACAUACCUGUGUGUGUGUGUGUGUGUGUGUGUGUGUGUGUGUGUGUGUGUGUGUGUGUGUGUGUGUGUGUGUGUGUGUGUGUGUGUGUGUGUGUGUGUGUGUGUGUGUGUGUGUGUGUGUGUGUGUAAGAGUCUUGCACGCCCUCCCUCAAAGUCAACAAGAUGUCAAAGGUGCACCUUAUCAGAGAUCUUGAAAAUAUUGAAAGUAGUGCUGCUUGUGAAAAGUGAAAUUUUGCUAUCUUAAAGUAGCUUAUAAAAUGCUGUCUUUCCAAUGUCUGAGCAUGGUAAUGGGAUAGUGAGGCAACUAAAAGCUGGAAGCCUAAAGAUUACAGGUUGAUAUUCUGUUCCCUAUCAGACUUGACCAAAACAUACGACCGCAAUAAAUUCUAGUUCUUUUUGAAAAUGAUUUGUGAAAUGUGUCAAUGAACUUCAGCAGAGAAGGCAUCCUGUUAUCAUGCUCCGCUAACUCUAAAAGCUGUCUGAAGCCCACCAAGCCUGAUUGGGAGUGUGUCUGCAUGUGUAUCCCUUGUGUGUUUCGGCAAAACUUUCUUUCUCUUGGUUUUGUACCCCUGCACUAAGGGGAGUGAGCUUCCACCUAUGCCCCUUCUCUCUGUUAACAUAUACCUCACCUUCUGCCUUAGUUUUAAUUUGUUAUGACGAUUGUAAAAUAGUAGACUUCUGCAAUCAUUUAUUUCUGAAAAACUGAUGAGGCUACGUAAGAAUAAUAAUAUAUUGAAAAUGUUUUUCCUUUUAUUUUUGUACGUAUGUGCUGUGCACAGCAUUCUACUGUAUUCCUGAGAUACCAAUAAACGUUUGUUUUAUA
Salmo salar (Atlantic salmon) is the source of this 5695-nucleotide messenger RNA. Its product is annotated as fibroblast growth factor 4B. The record is from RefSeq and is a predicted model, not a curated record. NCBI's taxonomy places the organism in Eukaryota, Metazoa, Chordata, Actinopteri, Salmoniformes, Salmonidae. Gene Ontology annotation, molecular function: growth factor activity.